UUUUGAAGUACAACGUCUCUUCCUGCCGUCUUUGCCUUCUUCAUAGGAAAUGGAACGUCCUGCAGGGACGGAGAACCGAAACUGGGGGUUCCUUCUAGGCCUCCUUUCUAUGGUGGAAUAAAUGCAGCUUCUGGGCUGCCGGAACAGGCUCUGGUGACUUUUGAGGAGUGGGCGCUGCUGGAUCCAGGCCAGAGGGCUUUGCACAAGGGAUUCAUGGAGAAGAAUCAUGGGAUCCUGGCCUCUCUAGCUGAUUGCAGGGAGAGCGAUGAAAAUGGCGUACACCAGAGGAGGAAAACUGAAGUUGAAGAGAAAUGGGGAAACAAAUCCAUCUCUAUCGAAGGGUUAGAUAUCCAUGAAAUUCCAGUACUAGAAGAAUGUUUUGAAGGAAGUACAAGGAAUAUUCACAAUGCGGAGAGACCGUGGGAAUUUUCUGAGGAUGUCAAGGGUCAGCAGAUACACUUUACCAAAUGUCAGAGAACCGACAUAGAAGAGAAAAUAUUUCAGUGCUUGGAGUGUGGAAAGCAAUUCAGUUGCAAAUCGAACCUUAACUUGCAUAAAAGAAUCCACACAGGGGAGAAGCCCUAUCAGUGCUCAGAGUGCGAUAAGAGUUUCGCUUGCAGCUCUGACCUUAAGCGACAUGAAAGAAUUCAUUCAGGGGAGAAGCCCUAUGAAUGCUCAGAGUGCGGGAAGAGCUUCAGUCGGAGCGGCCACCUUAAGCUGCAUCAAAGGACUCACACAGGUGAGAAGCCCUUUCAGUGCUCUGAGUGUGGAAAGGGUUUCAGUUGCAGCAUGAACCUUAAAAACCAUCAGAGAAUCCACACAGGCGAGAAGCCUUAUCACUGUGCAGUAUGUGGAAAGAGUUUCACUCAGAGCGCGCAUCUUAAAGCGCAUCAAACUGUCCACACAGGCGAGAAGCACUAUAAUGUUUCUCCCCUUCCAUCUAUGUCAGACAGCUCUUUCUCAGACAACCACAAACCUCAUUAAUUUUUGGUCUUUUACGCUAACGGAGGACAUUGAAAAUAUAAAAUAUUUUCUGGCUGAGUGCAAUAAACUUUUAACUAUUCUGGCGGAAAUUUGCAAAAAUCUUUGGCUGGGAUCUGGAAAAGAGGCCCUUGGUUUGGUGACUAACUAUAACAGACUGCCUACAAAAGGCAUAAAUUUGCCAAAAAAUAAGUUGCACAAUAAAGACGACAGCAGAAAGCAAGUCACACUCAUGAAAAACAGCAAAAACGUAUUUCAAAAAAUCAAAAAUCCAAUUACAAAAAAAAAUGGAUUCCAAGAAACUUUUCAAAUUUCUUAAU
Messenger RNA from Elgaria multicarinata webbii, 1301 nucleotides. Its product is annotated as zinc finger protein 239-like. Gene Ontology annotation, molecular function: DNA-binding transcription factor activity, RNA polymerase II-specific; RNA polymerase II cis-regulatory region sequence-specific DNA binding. The record is from RefSeq and is a predicted model, not a curated record. Gene Ontology annotation, biological process: regulation of transcription by RNA polymerase II. The transcript has 3 exons. The coding region runs from base 214 to 984 and encodes 256 amino acids. Lineage: Eukaryota; Metazoa; Chordata; Lepidosauria; Squamata; Anguidae.